This is a messenger RNA of Botrytis sinoallii, 321 nucleotides long. RefSeq lists its product as uncharacterized. Gene Ontology annotation, biological process: protein import into mitochondrial matrix. Gene Ontology annotation, cellular component: PAM complex, Tim23 associated import motor. NCBI's taxonomy places the organism in Eukaryota, Fungi, Ascomycota, Leotiomycetes, Helotiales, Sclerotiniaceae. The coding region runs from base 1 to 321 and encodes 106 amino acids. Gene Ontology annotation, molecular function: ATPase activator activity. The record is from RefSeq and is a predicted model, not a curated record. The transcript has 3 exons.
AUGGCGUCGAUUCUUACAAUCACUGCGGGGGUUGCUGCAGCGGCGUUUCUAGGCCGCGCAGGUCUCGUAGCGUUCAGAAAAUCACGAGGAGAAGCCGUCGGCGCACUUGGAAAAGCUUUUUAUAAAGGUGGAUUCGAGCCUAAGAUGAAUCGCAGAGAAGCUGCACUCAUUUUACAACUCAGCGAACGACAACUUACCAAAGAGCGCAUACGAAAGAAUCACCGCACCCUCAUGAUGUUGAACCAUCCGGAUCGAGGCGGUUCACCAUAUCUAGCCACCAAAGUGAACGAAGCAAAGGAGUUUUUGGAGAAGAACGGGUGA